Messenger RNA from Micromonas commoda, 1992 nucleotides. RefSeq lists its product with no specific name. The transcript has 3 exons. The record is from RefSeq and is a predicted model, not a curated record. The coding region runs from base 1 to 1992 and encodes 663 amino acids. NCBI's taxonomy places the organism in Eukaryota, Viridiplantae, Chlorophyta, Mamiellophyceae, Mamiellales, Mamiellaceae. Gene Ontology annotation, molecular function: protein binding.
AUGGCUGCCCGACGAGCGUACCCACCGGGCGUGGAUGCCGUGGAUGCCGCUUUUGGCUAUGGGGCGGGCGCGCUUUUUCAGCAAAAAAAUAUCCGAACCUGGAUUCUUUCCGUCAGCGUCAUCGUCCUGUCAGCGUCAGCGUCGCCCAAAUUUUGUGCACGGCGUCCGAGAUCUGGGGUGACGGAGACACUCCUGGUGACACAGGCGACCGCGAGAAGCGACCGCGCCCCGGCGAAGGUUUCACGUUCCGUUCGCGUCACCCAGACCGCGCGAACCCACCGCGAGCUUCCACCUCGACCCCACCCCGAGCUUCACCGCGACCCCACCGGCCAAUUAAUUCCGACCGCCUGGCAAGAAGCGACGAAAAGAGUGGGGACCACCAUGUCCCAGCAGUACUCCUACCCCUACCCGCCAUCCUCCGGGGAGGGUUACCCGCAGGCACCCUCCGGCGUUCAGGAUCCGUACGCGACGCAGGGUAACUACGGAUACCCCGCGGCGCCCAACCCCGCGGCCCCCAACCCCGACUACGGCGCCCCGCUCAUCCCCGGCUUCGGCGCCCCGCCAGCUGUGUCCGCCGAGUACCCCACCCAGGCGCCCGCGUACGGCCGCGCGGACCCCUCAUACGGCGGCGCCGCGGUAACUUACGACGCCGUCAACUAUCCCAGCAUUCCCGACCUCAUCGCGCACUCGCAGCGCCACUCAUCGGUGAGCGCGCCGCCUUCGUCGGGGUACGGCUACGGGGGCGCCGCAGCUGGCGGGGGCACGGCUGGCGGUUCCUCAAAUGCCCGAGUAGGGGGCAAACCGCGCGAGAUGGCCGGCGCGCCGCGGGGAAGCAACCGCUACCGCUGCAUGCUCUUCCCGACGUGCGACGGCGGGGACAUCGAGAGCGUCGUGUGUCAGGUGGGCCUGGACGGUAUCGCGCUCUUCGAGGAGGACGGCGAUCGCGUCGGCGAACGCGUCGACGGGCACGGGUACGAGUUGGACAAAAUCUCCAGUUGGCGCCUCGCGGACCCCACCAUCCUCACGGUGAAGGUGGCGGGGCGAGACGGCGUGAGCGCGCUGUCGCUGAGUGCCGACGAGGCGACGUGCGGCGCGAUGAUGGACACGCUGGUGACGUCCGCGUUUCAGUGGUGCGAGCUGCGCGGGCACGAUGCGUCCGGGACGAUCGAGGACAAAAACGGCGAGUGGUUCAACAACAAGGCUCUCGCAUCCGCCGGGGGAUCGUCCGCGAUGAACGCGUCUUCGUCCGUCCCGAGCGCCGCCGCCGCCGCCGCCGCCGCGACCAUCGCGUGGCACGACCGGCCCGAGUACUGCGGCUGGCUCACGAAGAAGGGCGAGCACCUGUCCAACUGGCGCCGGCGAUGGUUCGUGCUCAAGGACAAGAAGUUGGGUUGGUUCAAGGACGUGUCGCAGGCAAAUAGACCGGGGACGAAGCCCCGAGGGGUCAUCGACCUCUCCAAGGUUAUCAGCGCGUGCACCGCGACGCUCGGAGACGCGGGCAGGGCGCACGGCGUCGAGCUCAUCGGCAGCGUCGAGGCUGAGAAGGCUGGAUGCAAGUUUCUGUGCGCCGACAGCGAACGGGAGUGCGACGGAUGGGCGGCUAAGCUGGCGGAGGUGUGCAACGACUCGGGCGGCGGCGGCGACUCGGCUCCUUCGGGGGCGUCCCCGCAUCCAACGCAUUCCGCGCCCACCUCGCGGCUGGCGUCGCAGCUCGACCAGGGGUACCAGAGCUCCGUCGCGAACGCCGCCGCGUCCUCCGCGACGUCCCGCGGCCGCCCGUUUGAUCCGGAUAUCAACGUCAGCGUCACCGACUACGCAUCCGGGGCGGGCGGCGGCGCGACAACGACGCCGUCGUUUGCGUCCGAUCCGUACCUUCAGCUGGGCGGGGGGAACACGAACGGGGCGUGGGACACGUACUACACGAACGAGGGCGUCGCCUACUACGUCAACUCGCAGACCGGGGUGACGCAGUGGGAGAAACCAAACCCGUGA